AUGGCCGACAAGAACCAUCCCAACAUUGUGAAGCUGCUUGGCUUUGCGAUCGGAGGAGACUUGAGGACACAACCAGAGCAAAUUCUCAUCUAUGAAUAUGUGCCCAACGGCGAUCUUCACAAAUGGAUCGGUCUAAAGGCAGAGCGGCCUCUGACUUUGAAGCAGCGGCUGGACAUUCUCAUCGGCAUGGCACGGGGCUUGGAGUAUCUCCAUGGCUUUGGCAUUGUGCAUCGCGACAUCAAGCCUGCCAACGUCCUCAUCACCGAUAACAUGCAGGCAAGCUUGGCGAAGAUUGCAGACUUUGGGCUGGUGAGGAUGGGGGAGGGCACGACUGUGGGCACAACGCGCAUCAUGGGCACACCGGGCUAUGUGGAUCCGGUCUACUCCAUCACCUCCAAGGCCACCGCUGCCAGCGAUGUCUACAGCUUUGGAGUGCUCAUGCUGGUGGUCCUCACGGGACAGGCGCCACUCUUGGAGACUGAUGGAACGAGUCAGCAGAUCACUCCUUGGGCAUCUGAGUGCCUGUCCUCGGGAAACUUGGGGAGCCUCAAGGACCCCACCUUGGACGCCCCUGCAGAUGCCGUGCUGCGUGUGGCUCAGCUCGCCCUCUCCUGCACCGUGGAGCGCACUGCAGCCCGCUCAAGCAUGGCACACGUCGCCAACGAGGUGCAGGCCAUCCGGGAGGAGGUGGUGGGGAAAGAGGAGCUGAGUGCGGCUGUGAAGGUGGAUGCGGAGGUGCAGGAGAUGAAGGAUGUUGUCGGCGUGAACAGCCUUGACACCGAACUUCGGAUGAUUGAAGACAACUUGGGUGAAAGUUACAAUAAGUUAUAG
Molecule: messenger RNA, 831 nt
Organism: Closterium sp. Yama58-4
Lineage: Eukaryota; Viridiplantae; Streptophyta; Zygnematophyceae; Desmidiales; Closteriaceae
Source: the annotation of a GenBank genome assembly